AUGCCCGGCGCGCCUAAUUCUCAUGCGCAAGCUGUCUACGCCUCUUGGGCACGUCUCAGACACCUGAAGGAGUCAAAACAACCCAUCGAGGUAUCAGGCUCCAGCUUGACCAUUGCCGAUGCUAUAGCAGUCUCGCUGCAUGGCGCAAAGGCCCAUCUCUCAGACGACACCCGACAGGUUGAUCGCAGCAUCGCAUUACUCGAAGAGCGCAUACAGGCAGGCGACGUUAUCUACGGCGUAAACACUGGCUUUGGCGGUAGCGCCGACACUCGGACCGAUGCAGGAAGCGAGCCCCUGAUGCGCCUACAAGGCGCAUUAGUUCAGCACCUUAACGUUGGAAUUCUUACACAUGCCGACAAGGGCCGCGAUGGGAGCAACUCCUGGGCAGGAAAGCCUUACGACAACGAGCUUCUUCGCAGCCAUGCUCUCCCGAAUCCCGUGGUCCGAGCCACCAUGCUUAUACGCUGUAACUCCCUGAUGAGAGGCCAUUCUGGUGUUCGACCGCUGAUCAUGGAAAACAUUAUGAAGCUUCUGAACAGAGACAUGGUCCCUAUCAUUCCGCUUCGGGGAAGCAUUUCGGCCUCGGGUGACCUAUCGACUCUCUCGUACAUUGCCGGCGCUCUCGAGGGAAAUACAGACAUUUACCUCAAAACCAGGAAGCCAGGCAAUAGGACGGAGAUCUUGCCGGCCGACAAAGCUCUGUCCCUUUCUGGCCUGGAACCCGUGCGUUUUCAAGUCAAGGAAGGACUCGGCAUCACCAACGGCACCGCACCCUCCUGCGCCACCGCCUCCAUUGCCAUCCAGGAAGCCAACCAGCUGGCCGUUCUUGUCCAGCUUCUAACGGCUAUGGGUACCGAAGCCCUGGCCGGCACAGCGGCAAACUACCAUCCUUUCAUCUCCUCCGUCCGGCCGCACCCCGGUCAAGCAGAAGCAGCAUCCAACAUCCUAGCCUUUCUCGCCGGGUCCAAAAUCGCCGCACCCUGCGAAGCGAAUCCCGAAUCUGAAGGCGAACCGGCUAAGGUCCGAGGCCUUGCUCAGGACCGCUACGCUCUUAGGACCGCACCGCAAUGGAUCGGACCACAGCUCGAGGACCUGGACCUUGCUACGAAGCAGGUACAGACAGAACUCAACUCGACCACAGACAACCCGCUGAUCGACCCUACGUCCGGACUCAUCCACCACGGCGGUAACUUCCAGGCUAUGGCGCUUACCUCGGCCAUGGAGAAGACCUUACUGGCGCUGCAGAACCUGGGCCGCUUGCUCUACGCGCAAAGCUCGGAGCUGCUCAACAACAUGACGAACAAGGGCCUGCCGCCUAACCUGUCGGCGGAUGAGCCAAGCCAGAGCUACACGUGCAAGGGCUUCGACGUCAACAUGGCCGCGUACAUGGCCGAGCUGGCGUACCUGGCUAAGCCGGUCAGCCCGCAUGUACAGGUAGCGGAAAUGAACAACCAAAGUGUCAAUUCGAUGGCGUUAGUUGCGGCUCGUUAUGCACUGGAAGCGGUCGAAGUUGUUAGUUUGAUGGCGGCGACUUACAUAUACGUGCUCUGCCAGGCGCUAGACCUGAGAGUGCUGCAGUUGAAGUUCCGAGAGGCCCUAUCGGUGCGUUUGCGAGAUCUGGUUCUCUCCGAUGUUGCCAGGCAGAAGAGUCCGAAGUCCAAAGAGGAAGAGCACAAUGGCUUGUGCGAAGAUGACAUCACGAAGAGCCAAAGGCUUGCCAGCAAGCUUGCAGAGUGUAUCCGUGACCAAUGGGACAAGCUAGCCUCCCUGGAUGUAGCAGAGCGAGCGUCCGUGGCAACUAAACAGUCAGCCUUGGACGCCCUUGAGCUUCUUCACUGUGGGACGGAGUACGAUCGUAGAACCUGGGGCCUCAGCGAUUUGCAAGCCUACCACUUGAAGACCGCUCGAGUGGUGGCAGAUUGUUAUGGUGAAAACCGAAAUACCUUGCUCAAAGGCAGGCAGGACACUCGACGGUGGCUCAGCGGUGGCUCUACAGUCGUCUACGAGUUUGUCAGGAAGGAGUUGAAGAUUCCACUGAAUAGGGGCGUGGCUGACCAUCCGCCGCUUCUAAAGGAGGAGUUGACGAGACUAAAGGAGGCGAUCCGCAGCGAGGCAGGAACAAGAGCCAAGGAGAUAGAGGAGGGUAAUGACUUACGGUCAAGAAACAGGAUUCUUGGAAGCAUGGCGUCGGAGAUUUAUGAGGCGAUUUGCAGUGGGGAGUUGCAUUCACGGAUUAUGGCGUUUGGAAGGGAUAGCAAGAUGUGGGGAGAGGCCUCGUCUUCGUAG
Messenger RNA from Neurospora hispaniola, 2286 nucleotides. RefSeq names its product L-Aspartase-like protein. Gene Ontology annotation, cellular component: cytoplasm. Bases 1 to 2286 code for a protein of 761 amino acids. Gene Ontology annotation, biological process: L-phenylalanine catabolic process. Gene Ontology annotation, molecular function: ammonia-lyase activity. The transcript is spliced from 2 exons. Lineage: Eukaryota; Fungi; Ascomycota; Sordariomycetes; Sordariales; Sordariaceae. The record is from RefSeq and is a predicted model, not a curated record.